AUGGAGACACUACCAACAGGGCCAUUGCUCCCCUAUGGCUAUCUGCCUGUUGGCCUUGUGCUGCCUGACACUGUGAUCCCGUCACUCUUAGCGGAAGCCAAGGCGCGUUCGUACAACGGUGUCUUCAAUCGCGUUGGAGGUGAAGACGACAACUUCCGACAGCAAUCACGCGUGAACCCUCGCUCCAUGUCGUCGUCGCUACAAGAGUCGAGCAAGGCUCUGAAGAUGGUGGUUGCCAUGCCGCAUCCUGGGAGCCCCACCAAGACUAUCAAGAGAGUGACUUGGUAA
Messenger RNA from Phytophthora nicotianae INRA-310, 288 nucleotides. RefSeq lists its product as hypothetical. The record is from RefSeq and is a predicted model, not a curated record. The coding region runs from base 1 to 288 and encodes 95 amino acids. NCBI's taxonomy places the organism in Eukaryota, Oomycota, Peronosporomycetes, Peronosporales, Peronosporaceae. The transcript has 2 exons.